Molecule: messenger RNA, 2904 nt
Organism: Biomphalaria glabrata
Lineage: Eukaryota; Metazoa; Mollusca; Gastropoda; Planorbidae
Product: trichohyalin-like
Exons: 6
Coding region: 299-2812 (837 amino acids)
Source: RefSeq, a predicted model, not a curated record
GGAUCCAUUGAUCGUAAUGUCAGGUCAGUGACAAUAUGCGCUGAGUGUAACAAUAGUUGGCUAUUACUCACAGAGUUAGCUGGCUUUGUGGCUCUGUACUCUUGGACGCAACAAUAUAAUAACUGACAUUGUAACUCAACGAAUAGCUUACAAGAAGAGACAAGUAGAAAUGUAAAGACUAGAAUGAAAUCUCAAAGACGUUGAACUCCAAGUCACUUCAGCUGCUUGGGAAAGUGUGGGAAGAAACUACAAAGACCAGAAUAGUCAAUCUACAGAAGGGUUUGAAGUCCAAGCUAAGAUGUCUGAUGCAAGUUUAAAGACCUCGGCACAAGAGAAGAAACCAAAGCACAGACCUUCAACAACACCCACUGGUCUACCAGGAGACGAGCCCAUACUCAGAAAGAGGAAAACCCGUCAAAAACUCGGGGAGGUGGUGGACACGCUUCUGCCCCCCGAACAUAAGGCGGCACGCAGAAUUAUACGCCGGUCCCAGAAGCGUCACCCCGGGAUGGCGGGGAAAAACAACUUGACGCUCUACGAGAGGAUCAUGGCCUACCGGCAGCUCAAGACGACCGGAAGUUCCGGGUCAGCUGACAGCGAGACCAACGCAGGUCCGGGCUCCGCGGAGGACCAAAAAUCUCUGGAACGCAGCGAUACCGGGUGGGGCAGCGUCGACAUCUCCCAGUACACGGGUAGGCGAGAUGAGGACGAGGAGCGUAGGACGCCAACCCCACCUCCGACCCUGGCACUUGACGUCAGCAAGACUAAGAAGCAGCAUGGUAACGAUGACCUGGCCACCGCCCGAGAUGUCCAUCUUACACUCGAUGACGACAAGAAGAGAGAUGUCCUGCCGCCUGUUCGCAAUGCAACACCUCCGAAGAAACGAACACCGACUCCCACGAAGGACAAGGCGCUAGUUCGUCAAUCUUCGGAUCUGAACCAUCACGUGGUUCUCCCACCAAUCAGCGACUCUCGCCAAGAGCGUGCCGCCAGCUAUUCCGAAGACAGGCCACGCGUGGUCGAAAAGGAGAAAUUCGUCCAAGACCAUCGCCGGGAGGACAGCACUGUGCUCGUAGCUGCUGCUUCUGCUGCCAGAGUUGACAGGAGAGAUGACAGAAGAGAAGUCAGGAAAGAAUCUUUCGAUGAUAAUAAAUACGAGAAAGACGAGAAAAAAGCUUACAGCGUCAGUGAACAGCACAAAGAAACUCGACAGGAAGAGAUUGCUGAACGCCGGGAAGAGAAAAGCCGCCAUUCCGAUCGAGAUGACUACCGUAGCAGCAGAAAUGAGAUUCGAAGGGAAAACGAUAUUAGGGAUUCCAGAAAUGACGUCAGGAAAGAAGUUAUAAGAAAAGAGACUAUAGAUAGAGAUUCAAGAAGUGAUGAUUACAGAAGAGAAGAUGAAAGAAGAGACUCUACCAAAACAGAAUCAAGAGCAACUGUCAAAAGAGAACAUGACAGAAAAGAUGACUACAGACACGAAACGGAGAGAAGAGACAGAAGAGAUUCAAGGGAAGAUGACAGAAGAGAUGAAUAUAAAAGAGAAACGGACAGAAGAGAAGAGAUUAAGAAAAUAUCCGAGAGAAGAGACUCCAGGGAAGAUACUCGAAGAGAAAAUGACAGAAAAGAAAAUGUCAGAUCAAGAGAAUCGAGACAGGAUAUCAGAAACACGUUCGAGAGAAGAGAUUCAAGAGAAGAAAGAAGAGAUGAUAGAAAAGAAAGCGUGAGAUCAAGAGAAUCGUAUAAAAGAGAUUCGAGGGAAGAUUUAAGAAGAGAUAUUAAAGAAGAUAUACGGCAGGAAUAUAAAAAGCGAGAUAGCGAUAGGGACACCAGAAAGGAAGAUCUUCGCAGAGGUGAAGAUAGAUAUGAAAACAGCAGACGUGAAAGCUAUUCAAAAGAUGAACGAGGUAGGGAUGAGGUACGAAACGAAAGAAAGUCUGAUUCAAGAAGAGACGAGUACUCAAAGAGAGAAGACAGUAGAAGGGAUGAUUACAGAAAAGAAGAUUCGAGAGAGCGUAGAGGGACUGAUGACAGAGAAUACAUUUACAACAAGGUGGAGAAUGUGGCCAGAAGAAGAUCGCCUUCCCCAGAGCGAAGAACACCCCCAAGAGAUGCAGCUCGUAGAAGAUCUCCUUCUCCCAGAAGACGAUCCCCGUCUCCCAAAAGAGCAUCAAGAGCCAGAUCUCCACCGAGAUGGGAUGAAAGCGUCCCCGAUUCCCUUAGAGCCUCGCCCAAGAGAAGGAAUGAAAGCCCUGCAAGAUCUCCGCCUCGUAGAAAAGCAUCCCCUCCGCCAAGAAGAUCCCCCUCGCCGAGAGCUAGAGAAACACCCAGGGCGAGAUCUUUGCAGAGAAGAGCAGAGACACCUAGACGAUCGCCGUCUCCAAGGAGACGUACUCAAUCUCCUGGAGCCAGAGAUGUGCCAAAGUCUAGAUCAACGCCUAGCAGAACACAAACACCGCUGAGGUCGCCCACCCCUCAGAAAUACGAGCCUUCCAAAUCGCGAUCGACUCGCGAACCAGUGGUCGAAAAGGCUUCUAGGGCUGUGGCUCGUGGCUCAUCUCCAGACCCUCGGCGCACGCCUCCGCCGAAGCAGACGUCAGAUAAAGAAAAGCCUCAACGGAAGAAAUCGAUUGAACAGGAAAUUGAUCGGCUGGACAAAAUCGUAGACAGAGAUUUGAACGACAUUAUCAGUACGAUUGGCAAAAAAUCUGGACAACCCAGUGGCAAAGAGAAAGACGCUGAGAACAAUUUAAAACAAAAAAUCUUUAACCCAAGCUUCCAGGCUGAAAUGGAUACAUUUUUACGUGACAUUUAGGUCUAAUUUCAAGGCAACUUUACUAGAUUCAAUAAAAAUAUUUCAAAUGAAAAAAUCUUCGACAAUAACAGAAUGUGAGGGGGGGGGGGGGG